Oncorhynchus masou masou (cherry salmon) is the source of this 382-nucleotide messenger RNA. RefSeq names its product large ribosomal subunit protein eL22-like. Gene Ontology annotation, biological process: cytoplasmic translation. The transcript has a single exon. Gene Ontology annotation, molecular function: RNA binding; structural constituent of ribosome. The record is from RefSeq and is a predicted model, not a curated record. Gene Ontology annotation, cellular component: ribosome. Lineage: Eukaryota; Metazoa; Chordata; Actinopteri; Salmoniformes; Salmonidae. Bases 17 to 382 code for a protein of 121 amino acids.
UGCUAAAUUCUUCGCAAUGGUCCCUGUGAAGAAGCAGAGCACCAAGGGGUCCAAGGGUGGCAAGAAGAAGAAGCAGGUCCUGAAGUUCACUCUGGACUGCACCCACCCUGUUGAAGAUGGCAUCAUGGAUGCAGCCAACUUUGAGCAGUUACUCCAGGAGUGCAUCAAGGUGAAUGGGAUAGCUGGAAACCUGGGUGGUGGUGUGAUGUCUAAUGAGAAGAGUAAGAGCAAGAUCACAGUUUCCUCCGAGGUUCCCUUCUCCAAAAGAUAUCUGAAAUAUCUGACCAAAAAGUACUUGAAGAAAAACAAUAUUCGCGACUGGCUGCGUGUUGUGGCCAAAACCAAGGAGAGCUGCGAGCUGCUAAAUGUUUUUAGAGUAUAA